AUGGACAAGACGGACGUGAGUCACCUCGAGAUAGCGCAAGACCUUGAUGAUGGCAAUGAUGCUAGACAAGUCAAGCUGCUGAGAGAUAAUGCGGUGGUGCUCAUACCGACCCCAUCUGCUGACCCCAAGGAUCCUUUGAACCUUCCCCCAUGGCGAAAAUGGGCUCUACUAAUUCUCGUCUCAGCAUACAGUUGCACAGCUGUUUGUUUGGCUUCUGGAAUGGGUCCCAUUUUCUCUGUGGUCCAACAAAGCUACCCAGGACAAGAAGCCAAGGCCAAUGACCUGAUGACCUAUCCAACUCUCUUCAUGGGUCUUGGCAACUUGAUUGCCAUGCCAUGGGCAUACUCAGCGGGUCGUAGGCCCGUCUUCCUCGGGUCCAUACUUCUCCUUAUCGGAGCUGGAAUCUGGUGCCAGUGCUCGCAGAGCUUAGGAAGUCACAUCGCAGGUCGCAACAUCAUGUCUCUUGCGGCUGGGCAAAGUGAGGCUCUGUCUCCCACGAUUAUCCAGGAAAUCUAUUUCCUUCAUGAACGUGGUCACAAGCUUGCAUGGUUUAUCUUCAUUCAAAACAUCGCCGCCGGCAUGUUCUUUGUGGUCUCCACAUAUAUGGUUUCAGCCUGGGGCUGGAGAUGGUGGUAUGGAUUCUUCACCAUUAUGAACGCCGUUGUUUUUGUUUUCUCCGUCAUCUUUGUAUCAGAGUCCCGCUUUGAGCGUCCAGAAGAAGCAGUCCGAGGACAUUCUGUCCUUGAUCCAAAGGUGAUUGAUGCCAUGGAGAAUGCCAUAGUCAGUGCGCACGGGACUGUCCUUGAUAUUGGGCAAUAUGGGCCUCGUCGCUGGAAAGAUGACCUGAAGCCUUUCGUUCUGAAGCCACGCCUGCAGGAUGUUGCUGUUUUUUACAAGCAAAUUCUCCAGGGAUUCUGUAUUCCAACAAUCUUCUGGCUCUUACUUCUCAACGGCGCAAAUCUUGGAGUUUAUGUUUUCCAAUCAUCGACAUUCUCAAGUAUUUUGAUGGCUCCACCUUACAGCUUCGCCUUCACAUCUCUCGGAUAUGUCCAAGCGGGGCAGAUUGUUUGCUGUCUCAUCUUUCUCCCCCUCCUUGGCUACGGAGGUGAUUUGAUCAUCCGCUCUCUCAGCCGGCGGAACAAUGGCAACUACAAACCAGAGUAUCGACUCUUCAUGAUGGCGAUUCCGGCUAUUGUUGGUGUGAUCUGCGGUAUUAUUUACGGACAGGCGGGGUCUCACCCAACUCAAUGGAACGUCGGCGCCGUAAUUGUUGGCUACAAUGCCAGCUUCUUCGCUUUUUUGGGAGCUAACAUUGUGGGUAUAACAUAUGCCGUGGAUAGUUUCCCGGAGCGCGCAGCGCAAUACUUGGUUGUCGUCUGUGCAGGCCGUGGAUUCAUCUCCUUUGGACUGAGUUAUGCUACUUUGCCGGCUAUCACAACUCUUGGGUAUGAUGGUACAAUGAUUGUGGAGUCGGUUAUUUGUGCUGUUUUGGCACUCAUCGCCAUCCCGGUGUUUUUCAUUGGACCAAAGAUACGGAUGUUGGCUUAUCGAUGGAUUAUUCAUGACUGA
Messenger RNA from Penicillium odoratum, 1569 nucleotides. RefSeq lists its product as uncharacterized. The transcript is spliced from 2 exons. The coding region runs from base 1 to 1569 and encodes 522 amino acids. Gene Ontology annotation, biological process: transmembrane transport. The record is from RefSeq and is a predicted model, not a curated record. Gene Ontology annotation, molecular function: transmembrane transporter activity. Lineage: Eukaryota; Fungi; Ascomycota; Eurotiomycetes; Eurotiales; Aspergillaceae.